Diaporthe batatas is the source of this 2200-nucleotide messenger RNA. RefSeq lists its product as uncharacterized. Gene Ontology annotation, biological process: protein import into peroxisome matrix, docking. Gene Ontology annotation, molecular function: protein binding. Lineage: Eukaryota; Fungi; Ascomycota; Sordariomycetes; Diaporthales; Diaporthaceae. The coding region runs from base 431 to 1762 and encodes 443 amino acids. The transcript has 2 exons. The record is from RefSeq and is a predicted model, not a curated record. Gene Ontology annotation, cellular component: peroxisomal membrane; peroxisomal importomer complex; peroxisome.
GCCGGCCCAAGUCUAGACUAGGCUGUCGACGCAACAUCCCUUUCGAAGCCGGCACUCUACACUUCUGGCCUGGCACCGCAUCUUUUCCUACACCCGAGUGACUGACUGACUGCACCGCACUGCAUCUUGGGGAAUGCCCGAGGCCUGAUUUCUCCCCAGACUCUCGCCGGUUCGUGGCCCACAGCCCACGACAAAAGAGGUCAAGUCAAGCAAGCACAACAACGAAACAAACCGGCAGUAGACACUUUGGACAACGCAGCCAAGCAGCCCCCGGUCCACCCUCCGCAUUCCCCCUCCCUCCAGUCCCAUCCUUGUCCGGCCGGAUCCAAGUUUGCGCAUUCCCGCCGACAGCCCCGACCGAGCCAACUUUUUCCCUUUCAAUCCAGCAGCAGCGCCUUAUCACCUGCCUCCACCUCCUGCAUUACUCGCCAUGGCCUCGCCUCCAAAGCCGUGGGAGCGUCCUGGAGCAACAGCCGCCACACCUGCCACUCCCACCUCCGCCGCCACGCCCACCUCCUCCUCGACGACCACAUCCGGUGCUUCUCCUGCGAUACCGCCGCGGCCCGAGUCCCUGACCGCGUCAGUCAACCAGAACGCCGCUGCCUACAGCAGGAUGGGGUCCACCGGCUACGGCUCAUACGGGGCGGGCGCCUACCCAUCCACCUACUCGUCCUACAGCUCGCCAUAUGGCGGCAUGGGUGCCAUGGGCGGCUAUGGGGGUUAUGGGGGCAUGGGAGGAUACGGCGGCGGCAUGUACGGCGGAUAUGGAGGCUACCGCUCCAUGGGAGGCUACGGUGGCAUGGGCGGAUACGGCAUGGGCGGCAUGCAGGACCCCAACAACCCGGAGAGCCUGACCAACAGGGUCAACCAGAGCACCCAGGCCACCUUCCAAGUGCUGGAAGGCAUCGUGGGCGCCUUCGGUGGCUUCGCACAGAUGCUGGAGAGCACGUACAUGACGACACAUUCUAGCUUCUAUGCCGUGGUCGCCGUGGCAGAGCAGUUCGGCAACCUACGCGACACCCUCGGCCACGUGCUCGGCAUAUACACAAUAAUGCGCUGGAUAAGGACACUGAUUGCUAAGAUCACGGGGCGCCCGCCACCCGCCGACGCCAUGUCCCUGACACCAGCCUCCUUCGCCCGCUUCGAGGGCCGGCACGCGGCGGACGGCGCGCCAGGAUCACCAGCGAAGCCGUCCCGCAAGCCCCUGAUCUUCUUCCUCCUGUUCGCCUUCGGCCUCCCCUACCUCAUGACCAAGAUGAUCCGGUCGAUGGCCGCGUCCCACGAGGAGGAGGAGCGCAGGCGGCUGCAGCUGCAGGCCGGGGGCCAGCAAGGGCAGCCCAUCGACCCGUCCAAGCUCGAGUUCUGCCGCGUGCUGUGGGACUUCUCGCCCGAGGCGGGCGGCGCCGGCGGCGACGCCGUGGUCAAGGGCGUCGACCUCGAGGUGAGGAAGGGCGACCUCGUCGCCGUGCUCAGCAAGACGGACCCGCUCGGCAACCCCAGCGACUGGUGGCGCUGCCGCUCCCGCGACGGCCGCAUGGGCUACCUGCCCUCGACGUUCCUCGAGGUCGCCAGGAAGCCCGUCGCCGCCAUCAAGGCCACCGCCUCCUCGCUCGACAGCAGCAGGGCCAACUCGCUCACCAGCAGCAGCGUCGCAAGCCCCGUGGCCCACCAGAAGCCCGAGCCCGAGAAGGUCCCCGUGCCGGCGGGCAAGCCUGGUGACAUCUCUGCGGAGAGCUUCCAGAAGUCGCAGUUCUACAACUAGGAGCGUCGUUGGGCUCCCUACCGCCGUCCUGUUUCCAGGUCAAUUGCUCCUCAAACGCCCUGUGUUAUGCAAUCGGGACUCGUGACGAUGGAGCGGAAGACGCAGCGGUUGUAAAUUCAUGCAUGUCCUUUUUAUAUCCUUGGUUUCUUUUCAUGACGGUCCUGAGGCGCAGUGCCCUCACUGGCUUCGUGGACUUCAAAAAGCUCGGAGUUUCGGCGAGGGGGCAUACGGGGAACUCGGGAGGUUACUUUCAUUUGUCAAUGGGUCUUUGUAGUUGCCACGCUAUGAAUCGACAUUCUUUGAUGGCAUGGUAAUGCGUCGUGAAGCGCAUGGGUAUACUAGAUUCAGCGUCGGACAUAAACCUUGCUUUACUAGGUCUACAUUCAAUGCAUACUGUGAAGUGAGGCCUCACUGUGGAUGUCUUCGGUUCCUUGGCGG